UCCCCCGUCCCUGGGAUUUUCCAGGCAAGAGUACUGGAGUGGGGUGCCACUGCCUUCUCCGGGGAGAGGAAGUGGAGCGUGGAGGAAAUCAGAAUCUGAAAGCACCCUGGGUGAGAAUGUCCUAAAGCCGCUGGGAGACCAGCGCACAGAUGAAGCGCCCGGAGAAGUCUCUGCCAGAACAGAUACAAACAAGUCCACGCCUCUACACAUCGAGUAAACCUGUAGUAAAUAAAAGGUGUAAACACAGACACACACACUCUGGUGAUGUCCAGAGCCCCUGAUGAGGAGCAGCAGCUCCACCGUGGCUGGCGGCACAGAAACUGCAGAAGCAGAAGCUAACGGCCUGUGUGUUCAGCUCAGACCUGAAAUUCUUUACUAUGUGAAAGUACUUUUCAAGAAUGAGCCAAUGGCCAUCAAGCAUGAAGAAAGUUGCCAGCCUUCUCUGGUGGGUGGAUUGCAGAAGUGGUGCCAAGUCUCCAGCCCAGCCCAGCCCCCCAACAAGGAUCCUGGAUGAGGAGCCACUUUGGCCACUUUUCCACACCUCUUGCUACACAUGUCUGUCUAUGGAGGGAGUGACAUGGCCAGUCCCCAGACCACACUGCAGAGCCCCUCACACAUCUCUCUCUGAGCCCUAAGAACAAGCCCUACCUGACAUGCUGGAGGAUGACCGUGCCCAUAGAAGGGCUGACAUUGUCCCCUCAACACACAGCUGGCAGCAGAUGAUGACGGGCUCUGCCAAGGCCAACCAAGGCUGGUCCAGGUCUUGGGCAAAAGCAAACACUUAUUGGUAUAUACCUUUGGAGAAGGAAAUGGCAACCCACUCCAGUGUUCUUGCCUGGAGAGUCCCAGGGACGGGGGAGCCUGGUGGGCUGCCGUCUCUGGGGUCGCACAGAGUCGGACACGACUGAAGUGACUUAGCAGUAGCAUUGGUAUAUACCACUGAGGUUUUGUGGCUGCUCAUUAUGCAACUUCAUUGUGGGAAUAGAUAAUUGAAACCAGAAAGAGACAGCGUUACACAACUCCCAGAGCAGCUACCCUUGGUGUCAGGCGGACUCUCAACAGAAGCGUCGUCCCUUGCCGCCACCAAUGGCAAGUGGCUCUGCCCUUGGACAGACAAGCUGUGGAAUGGUCACGCCGAGGACACGACACCGGCCAAGAUAAAUGACCGCAGCUACAGCCAAGGCAAGGCUCAGAGCGUGAUGCUGAGAAGGACGAAAGACGCUAGAGAGGACAGCACCCUUUCACUUUUUUUGCUGUUUUGCUGUUUCUAGUCGCUAAGUCGUGUCUGACUCUGGUGAAUCCUGGAAUGGUAAGCUUCCAGGCUCCUCUGACCCAUGAAUUCAAAAUAGGCAAAUUCGUGUUCAGGUUCAACCUGCGGUGAAUUAGGCUCCUUUUAACCUCCACUUAGGGGUUAAACGUUGCAUCGAGGGCAAGCAUGUGCACAGCAUAAAGGCCCACAGAGUUGCAAGCUCUGCAGGGCUGGCACGGGACCCUCAUGGGGCGGUGGCAGCAGGCGACCUGUGAAUCGGUAGUUUCGCAGGCGUUUGCAUUUUAGCCAUUUGCGAGGCAGAACUUUCAUGUUUCUCACAUUUUGGUGUAUUUGUGAAAUUCCACAGCAAGGAAAGGUUAAAAGUAUAUGCACCUAACAACACAGAUAGCAGACAAGGCCCCAGCAAACGGAAACGCUGGGAGCGGUGGAUUUGUUAGCAGCUGUUUUCCUAAGGUCAUCAAAAUUCUACCAGCAGAAUGCCUGGGAAAACAUGAAGGCAAGGCCAGUGUCUCCGGUGGGCAGGAGAUGAGCUGGGGCCCCAGCUGACCGCUAGGAAGGGUGCACUGCUCAGGACAUGUGGGUUAGGCUAUGGCACGGACAGCCCCAAGUCCCUGUGUCCUGAUCUGACUGCAUCCCAGGAAGGGGCCCGGGUUUUGCCUCCCUCAGUCAGGCAGGGACCAGGGAAGGGGCCUGCAGGCUGGAGGCAGAGGAAGGGCACUGGGGACUCAGCCUGGCUGCACUGGGACUGGGCAGAAUGGAGCCCCACCUUCACACCUGGCCAAGAAGACCUUGGGGUGCUCCUUCCUGUGUCCCCUGGGGGACUAUCUCGAAGCCUCCUCCAGCCCCAUGAAGACUGAAAGUGAGGCAAAGGAGGCCUCGAGAGGCCUUGCGUCAAGCGGGCGGACUCUGGGCUAAAACAAGGGAUCCCUGAGGCCCACAGUAGCAGCACAGACUCGGGAGCAGAGGCGGGCAUGGUCCUGCAGGCCCCGGCAGCUGUGCCGAGGAGCCCGCCUGGGCGCACGCAUUCCUCGGCAAGCCUGGAGGGCACGGCCCACUUGCUGCUCUCACGGCCCUCGGAGACCCCAAGGCUCUCCCAGCCCCUUCUCCCCACAGAGAGCCGGGGCCCCAGGGUUAUUGUAGGUCUUGAGCCGGCACGGAGUUUUUGGCUCCAGGCGGAUGCUUUUAGGGGACAGGAGAAUGCUUUCAUAUACGCGUCAGCUCCUAAAACUUCAAGUUCACUCAGGUUCAGUGCCAGUCACACCUGGAGCUCCUCUCCCCACAGUGCUCGUUUCUGCUCUUCUUCACUUUUUCAGCCUCUGCUCUUCACGCCCACUGCCCCCACUGCCCCACAAUGCAGGUAUCUGACGUGCCAGGCUGAGGUGGGCAAAUGGCCCCAGCUGGAGGACACCUGGAGAGCCUGCCACGCCACGUUUUACUGCUGGGUUGAGGCGCUAUUGCUCUUCCCACCCCAGCCUCCCUGGACUUGGUCUGUUUCUUUUCAUCUGAUCUCACCACCAGCCCUCUUCUCUGAACUCAGGGCCCAGAACAUGCAGAGCAGCAAACAGCUCGCGGUGGGUAUUUCUGACCAACCCCUGGUCCCAGGGAUACAAGGCUUCAGGUUUUGGGCCCACCUUCCUAACAUCGCAGGGAGCUGGGUGCCCCUCCAUCCCCUCAUCAGGCAGGGUUCUCCGGAUAAAAGUUCUGCUCUUGAGGGCUGGGGUCGGGGGGGUAGCCAGGCCCAGGCCCACAGAAGGCGGGUCUCUGCUGUACUUUCUACUAGGCCCUCUGUGGGGCUGCACAGGCCCCCUACGCUGGGGAGGGGUCUGCUUCACUCAGCCCACCUUUCAAAGCGAAGCUCAUCCAGAAACACUCCCAGACCCCCAGGAUAACCUCUGACGAAACCUCUGGGCGCUGCGCCUCGGUCAGGCUGACGCACAACUUUCAGAGCGCACGACUUCACUGGGUUGGUCUUUCCAGCCGCUGGGAACACGGUUUUGUUGCUCUCUCCUGGCCCGAGGCCACAGUUACAGGGCUUCCCCAUGCUGGUCAGUGUGAGCUGGACUGUGCCGAGGUGACAAGUGACCCUGAUCCCAGUGCCGGCCAAGCAAGCUCUGUUCCUGCUGCCACUAGACGUGGGCGGGCGGCUGUGGGCGGUAGGUCCCUCUCACCCAGGGGCCAGGAAGCCCUGGGCCGGGGUAAGGGCCCACCGUGGGCUUCCUGAAGGCCACAGGGAUGUGGGGAGUCCACGUGGUGCUCGCAAGUGACCCGCACCUACACCCGUGUCCCGGCUGCUGCGGGACUUGGAAGGGUGGGGGGCGGGGAGGGGGGUGGGCACGCGGGCAGCGGGCUCGCAGCGGAGAGAGGAGGCGCCUCCAGCAGCUCCGGGCCUGCGCACUGCCGCCAGCGUGGGAGGCAGGCAGAGCCUCCCCGAAACCGGAACGCGCUCCGGCGGCCCCGCCUCGGCAGUCCCCAGGCAGCUGGGCCGUGAGCCCUGGCUUCAGGGCCGCUCUGGCCGCGUGGCAACUGCGACGUGAAAAGGUACUUCUUGGGCACACCCCUGGUGGUCCAGUGGUUAAGAAAAUGCCUUCAUAUGCAGGAGAGGCAGGGUCAAUCCUCGCUCGGGGAGUUAGGACCCCACACGCCUCAGGGGCAGCUAGACCCACGCCAGGCGACUGCUGAGUGGGCCUGCCCCAAGUACGACCCCACGCAGGGAAAUGAAUAAGUAACUAUUAGAAAGAAAGAAAAGGUGCUUCCUGCCCUUAGCAGCCUGAGGGGCGGGACCUCACACCUUCAGGAGAGGGUAGUUCCUAAAGGACAGUGUGUCAGGCUGCUUGUGGCCAAGACUGAUGGUGCUUCUGCUUUCUCUGUGAGGCAAAGCUCUAUUUAUUGGCUACUCUGUUUUGGCCAGUAAGAGACCCUGUAGAGACUUGCUUUUCCUUAGAAUGCUAAUUCAUGAAAUUUCAGAGGCUGGGUUUCACAAGAGGAGGAACUAUCUUUAUACACCUUAGGCAUGUUCAGAAAUCUGUUUUAUACUGUGUUAACCUGAGAACCAGGAUGGUACGAUCACUCACCUAGAGCCAGACAUCCUGAAAUGUGAAGUCAAGUGGGCCUUAGAAAGCAUCACUACGAACAAAGCUAGUGGAGGUGAUGGAAUUCCAGUUGAGCUAUUU
Molecule: messenger RNA, 4440 nt
Organism: Bubalus bubalis (water buffalo)
Lineage: Eukaryota; Metazoa; Chordata; Mammalia; Artiodactyla; Bovidae
Exons: 2
Coding region: 2242-3159 (305 amino acids)
Source: RefSeq, a predicted model, not a curated record